CCCGACGAUCACUACACCCACACACAGACAGAAGUACAAAACAAACAGCAGCCUUCCACCAGAACAACGACGGGUAGAAGGUGCCGAGCUUGCACAUGCUCCAAAAUGUUUGUGUUUUUCCUCCGGAGGGAACAACAAAACCAAACACAGACAGGUUAGGGCAAAAUCCAUGCACGAUGGACCAGGCCACCACCGCCCUCACCUCUUCUACGACUUGGAAAAUCUACGUAUUCAAGGCCUUCAAAUGCUACUUUAGGUGCCACCGCGGGCGCGUCGUCAGCGCUUCCGCAUUUAGACUGCUGCAUGUCCGCACAUACACCUGAAGACAAGAGGAGGCGACGCUCGGGAAAGGGAGAGAACCCGUGUACAGUCGCUGAUACCCCCGUGGGAGAAGGGCCCGGUGGCGGGAGGAGCAUCGCGGAACUGGUCGCGUGGCGACGAAGCUCGAAGGACCGAAGGAACCAUUUCCCCAGAAAAGGACAGAAAAGGAGAGGAACACGUUCGCGGGCAGAGCGAGAAUAGCGGACGAGGGCGGCGGCGGCGGCCGCGGCGAAACCACAGAGAGACUAGGGGAGGCUCAGGAUACCCUCCCCCCUCCGUGCUGAGCUAGCUGCAGCUGGCUUCUUUAGGCUGCUGCUAGCACGCCGCCGUCCAGGCAGCUAGCGAGAGGGUGAUACACGUGAAAUGAUGCAGAAAUUGUCCUCCUUUCCCCGGGUGACCCGGGUGACCCGCCCCCCCAACGACGACGCCAACGGCAUUCAAGGCGGGGAGUUCGGGAAAGACUUCUAUCGAAACUUCAUCUUGGGGAGCAAGAAAAUCGCGCAAGGGACGACCGGCAACGUGUACGAGGGCAAGAAGAAGUGCGAGAGCAAGAACGGCUGCCGCUACGCGAUUAAGAAAGUCGGGGGGUGGCAGCUUAAAAGGCCCCAAAAGGAGGACAUGCAUCGAGAGAUGCGUAUUCUCAAGGUUCUGGAACACAAGAACAUCGUCAAGGUAUUCCAGCUCUACACCACCCCCCGGGCGUACUUCAUGGUGCUCGAGUACCUGGGCGGAGGCGAGCUCUUGGGCAGGAUCGUCCGAAAGGAGAGCUACAGCGAGAGGGAUGCGAGAGAGGUGUGCAGGGUGCUAGUGGAUGCCAUCAGUCACGUCCACGAGAAGUCCAUCGUUCAUCGAGACCUGAAGCCGGGAAGCAUCCUGCUCGCCAGCCCGCAGGGAGACCAAGGCGCCCCCACCACCUCUAUCACCACCCCCCCCGCAACAGUCACCACCUCCCCCCCGCAGGUCACCAGCACUACCAAGGAGGAGGUCAGGGGCAACAUGAAGGUGACAACGACAACUACCACGACGAUCACCACCGUCGUCACGACCUCCCCAGUCCACGCCCCCGCCAGGGUAGCCGACAGCCUUAAGAUCACCGACUUCGGUGAGGCGCGCAGUGUUAGCGAAGGACCCAUCAAAUCCACCUGGGUCAAGAGUGAGUUCAGCGCGCCGGAGAUGCUGAUGCGAGAGGAACACGGCCCGCCGGUCGACAUGUGGAGCCUGGGCUUGAUCACCCACAUCCUCCUCAGCGGGAAUAACCCGUUCUUCCACGAGAAUGAGCAGCAGAUGUACUUGAGGAUAGCGAAGGGGUCCUGCGAGUUCAAGCCGGAGAUCUGGAGAAGCAUCUCGCCGAAGGCCAAGGACUUCGUUGCAAAGCUGCUGAAGGUGGACCCGGGGCAGCGGAUGACGGCGCAAGAGGCUAAGAAACACGAAUGGCUCCACGCUGCCGGGGAAAGCUUGGGGGGCGGCGACCUCCGUGGCAACCUGGAGGAGUACAAGCUCUUGGAUGCCAAGAGGAAGCUGCGGGCGUUGAUGAAGACGUUGAUGGCGACCAAGCGUUUGAUGGACAGCCUGGAGCCCGCCAAGCCGGACCUUUCGAAGUACGCCUUGGUGAAGAAGCUGGGCGAGGGGGCGUACGGGCAGGUCUUCCAGGCCACCCGCAUCGCCAGCGGCGACGCCGGUGCUACCGGCGUAGGGGCGGCCCCCCGCUAUAUCGCCGUAAAACGCAUACGGAAGGAGGGCCUGAGAACGAAAGAGAAAAGGGACAUCAUCAACGAGGUGGGUGGGUGUGUCUUAGGGGCAACGGUAGGCGGGCGGGGGGAAACCUGUUUUGUGGUUGGACGCCGGUUGUAG
This is a messenger RNA of Ectocarpus sp. CCAP 1310/34, 2172 nucleotides long. The record is from the annotation of a GenBank genome assembly. Lineage: Eukaryota; Phaeophyceae; Ectocarpales; Ectocarpaceae.